This is a messenger RNA of Lytechinus variegatus (green sea urchin), 3778 nucleotides long. RefSeq lists its product as uncharacterized. Gene Ontology annotation, biological process: signal transduction. The record is from RefSeq and is a predicted model, not a curated record. Lineage: Eukaryota; Metazoa; Echinodermata; Echinoidea; Temnopleuroida; Toxopneustidae. Bases 371 to 3541 code for a protein of 1056 amino acids. Gene Ontology annotation, molecular function: protein binding. The transcript has 10 exons.
GGGAUUCCCCGUGACGCAGCGCUGAUCGCUCUUCGCCAUUUUGGUAAUUGGCCGCGUACUCUACAAACUCUUCUUUCUAAUCUAUUCCAAACUCUGACAGUUCACUGGUGGUCAUUGUUAUCAUCAUCAUGGAGACAUCCAAAUGCUGAGAUGUUGAUCAAGUGAUCAGAAUCAGUCGUUAACUUAAACAACAAGAUCUACUGGCAUGACUGGAUCUAAUCGAGUUCUGAAUUGGACAUCUUUCGCCAAGUUCAUCACGAAUCACGUCAGGUUGAUGUUGGCCUACGACUGGGCCUGGCCCUGGGAAGAAUGAUCAGAUAUACUGCAGCUGCAGGUCAUGAAGCAGAAUUUGUGUGGGUAGACCUAUUGAAUGAGAAUGGAAAUGGAAAAGAAAGAUAGAAGUUCCAUCACCGAAGAAGAAUUUUUGAGAUUGGCCCAGCUCAUCCCACCGAGGUACUAUUCAGAUUUAGGGAUACAUUUGGGAAUCUCAUCUGCUGAACUUGAUCAUAUCAUUGUUCAACAUUCAUCGAAUUACAAGGAUGCAUUGAUGACAAUGUUCACUCGGUGGAGAGAUGAACAACAUCCAGAUGAAGAUAUCAGAGCUCUUCUUGCAGAAGGAUUAGAAAAGAGUGACUUAGGGGGAUUGUCCAAAGAACUUCUAGCUGGGAAUCUAAUCCAGAAAACAACAGAUGUCAAACAAACAACUGCAACAACUUCAAGAGCAUCAACUUCAACAGGAGCAGUAGACAUGUCAGCAUUACCACAUACCGUCAGUGAGGAAGAACUUUUGAUGUUGUCAAUGGAAAUUGGACCUACUUACUACAAGAGGAUUGGCGUUAACCUGAAUAUCUCGUUUGUGACUCUUGAUAAAAUAAAGAAAGACACACAAGAUACUACUGAUGCAUUGAUGACAGUAUUCACAAGAUGGAGGGAUAAACAGCUUCCAGACACAAACAUCAGGGUUCAUCUUGCAGUGGCUUUACGAAAGAGUGGUCUAGUGUUGCUGUCUCGGAAACUGAUUACUGGGAAUCUAUUAACAGAGCCGACAGUUGAGGGUACACCUGUGACAAUUCCAGUAUCAAAGACCAAACCACUUACUCCUGACCUGAUUAAGAGAUGUAAGGAUGAGCUCCAAGACAAGUAUAGGACUGAUUUCUGUAUGAUAAGAGCUGAUCCACUAGAUCCUGAUUCUAUUGUGCCAUUCGAAGAUAUGUACACAAGCCUUUUCUUUGAAGAAGAAAAACGAAAGAAUAGGAAUAAACUUGAGUAUAAGGAUCUCUUUAAUCUCAGAAUCAAUGGAGUGUUCCCCAAGCGGAUCAUGAUCCAAGGAGAGGCAGGGGCUGGAAAGACCACAUUCUUGGCUAAGAUUGCAUGGGACUGGAUAAACGAUAGUCCAGAUCUCUCAAAGUUUGUGUGGGUACUCAUUAUCCCUCUGCGUGAAGCGAAGCGAUACAAGAUUGGUCAGAUUGUUAAGUCAUAUCUCUCAAAGGACAACCCAGUAACAGCCUGUCAGAUCACAGAGUACAUCCGUUCAAAUCCAGAAAAGGUAUUCAUUGCCUGUGAUGGAUUAGAUGAGUUUAGUGGCAAGGUUGUACAGUACUCUGAAACCAAGCAAGGUUCAGAAGGUGCUCAGUCAGAGUCAAAUGAUCAAACUGACAGGAAAUCAGAAUCCCAAAUGAGCAAUAAGAGAGAGCAAAGUUUUGAUCAAGGCACAAACAGAAAAAAAUCAAGAUUAGAGGAGAGCAAACAACCACGGGUAAUGCAGCAUUUUCCUUCAGGUACAUCAAGAUCUGCUGAUCAAACCACAGUAGGAUCAGAAACAAGUCCAUCAAGUAUAUCUAUACACCAAAGAACUAAUCCCAAAUCCAGUGUAAAUUCUAUGGAGAGAGGUGAUAUCACUGUUGAAGAUAUUCUUUGCUCAGAUGAACUUCAUACUUGCCCAGUAAUGGUGACAAGCCGUCCAUGGAAGGCCAAUGAAAUAAGAUGGAAUGAUAGUUUAAGAAGACUAUACACAUUCAUCCACGUGGAAGGCUUUAGCAGGGAGAAUGCUAAGGUUUACAUUCGCAAUUACUUCAAAGACACUGAGGCUACAGCAGAUGAAUUCAUCCAAUUGUUUGAAAACAAUGAUAUCAUAUCAGAGAAUAUGGCGCCAUAUCCUAUCUACAUAUCUAUGCUCUGUCACAUGUGGAGAGAACUUGAUGACAACAAGAAAGAAGAGUUGAAGUCUUUUCAAACAUUCUCUGAAAUAUUCCGUGAAGUGUUUGAAUUCCUAAAGGUGCGUUAUGUUCAGAAAGAGAUCCCAGAUUUAAGUAGCCCAUUAUUUAAUACAUAUCGCUCUGAAAUUGAGAAACCCCUGCAACCAAUUGCCAAGGUUGCUUUUACAGGACUGCUAUCGAACAACCUUAUUUUCAAUGAAGAAGAUCUUGAACAGUACUCAGACUCUGUGGAAACAGCAUGCAAAGUAGGGGUGUUGUCACAGGAGAAUAAGCUCUCAUCCAUUCAUGAUAAGAGCAGUCGCUACCUUCAGUCAACAUUCUUCUUUCCUCAUAAACUAUUCCAGGAGUACAUGGCUGCAGUCUAUCUUGCUUCUCUCUAUGAUUCAGAUCGCACUGAAUUUAAGAGGCUGAUUGAGGAAGUAGUGAUCCCUAGCAAGGAAGAGUUUAGGUAUCUCCUGUACUUCACUGUGUCACAGGACAAAAACAUUGCCAAGUAUACCACAAAAUGUCUGUUCCAACAGUACACCCAAGGCCAAGAAGAUGAGUACAACUAUGGGCAACAUGAGGAGAUGAAUUUCUUGGUUGAUGUAGCUUUUGAGAGUCAAGAUGAAGAUACCAACGCCAUGCUUCGGAAUUCAGUGUCAUCUCUGUCCAUUAGGGUUGAAGACACACACACUAUAGCUGGUUAUGCAUUCACUAGGAUAUAUUCAAAGGCGAUCACAAUGCGUAUUGGUGAAUAUUAUAAUACAACUUCCUAUGGACCAGGUAUAUCAAAUGAGGUUGCAGUGAUGAUAUGCUCAGCACCAUCACUAAGGGAUGUUAAACUGAUUGGAAGAUUUCACCCUACCUUCUAUGAAACUCUUGCCAGAGAAGGAAGGACAGCCACAGUCCAUACUCUUGAGAUUGGGAAUGAUGAGCCUCUAUCAUCAGCCUCUUCACAUCACCUAGCAGGAGCUUUAUGCUCCCUACCUAACCUGACUAACCUGACACUGAGAGGAGUUUGUGACCAGGAGGAGUUCUAUUCUCAUCUGAAUGAGAAGGCUUCAACCUUGAAGGUCCAUACUCUUGAGAUUUGGAAUGAUAAGCCUCUAUCAUCAGCCUCUUCACAUCACCUAGCAGGAGCUUUAUGCUCCCUACCUAACCUGACUAACCUGACACUGAGAGGAGUUUGUGACCAGGAGGAGUUCUAUUCUCAUCUGAAUGAGAAGGCUUCAACCUUGAAGGGUUCAUUCCCUCAGAUCAGCAAAGGAAAUUUCAUAUUCAAUGAAAAGCCUCAGAAGGAUCUUCAAUCAUUCCUACAAGCAGUCAGUGACGAGAUAUGGUAGGUGAACUAAUAAACUUAUUAAGGUAAAGGUGACCUCUUCACUCAGGCUGAUACAACCUAGAUAUGAUCAAUGUAUUAACAGUUCUUAUACUGCUCAUUAAUUUGAUCAUUACAAUGGGCCAACUCAUUUAUAAACAUAUGACAUGAAAUAAUUGUACCUAAACAGGUCAUGAAAUGGCUUUGUAGAAAUGCUCCGGGCAUACAAUAAUUGUACCUAAACUGGUCGUGUAAAUGAAAU